Ctenopharyngodon idella (grass carp) is the source of this 1832-nucleotide messenger RNA. RefSeq names its product transmembrane protein 30C (gene cdc50c). NCBI's taxonomy places the organism in Eukaryota, Metazoa, Chordata, Actinopteri, Cypriniformes, Xenocyprididae. The transcript has 7 exons. Gene Ontology annotation, cellular component: endoplasmic reticulum; plasma membrane; Golgi apparatus. Bases 143 to 1207 code for a protein of 354 amino acids. Gene Ontology annotation, biological process: phospholipid translocation. The record is from RefSeq and is a predicted model, not a curated record.
UUAAUAAGUAACAGUCACUUGAGGUUCAAAGGUUCAUUCACACUAGGAACUGGGAAAACUUCCUUCGGUGGCAGUUAAAGAAAACACUUCCUUAUUUAAAUUUGUGUUAUUAUUAUAUUUGUGAAGUUAUAGAGAAUCUAAUAUGGGAAAGAAGCAGGCAGGUACAGGGUCACUGUUGAGGCGUCCGGAUAACUCCGCAUUUAAACAGCAGAGGUUACCCGCCUGGUCUCCAUCUCUCACAGCACAGACCGUACUGCCAACCUUCUACAUCCUCUCUCUCGUGUGCUUGUUUCUGGGCAUCUGGCUCCUCAUCACUGUUGAGAACACAUAUGAACUGAAGGUGGACUACACUAAUGCUGGAACAUGUGAACAAUGCUUCGAGAUGCGAAAGCACGCCAUCCACACCAGAACGACCUGCAUAUGCUCAGUCAACUUCAGUGUUCCAAAAACCUUUUCGGGCGAUGUAUUUUUUUACUACGGUCUGAGGAACUUUCAUCAGAACCUGCGGAGGUACAUGGACUCCCGCGAUGAUGCACAGAUGGUGGGGAGGAAGAACAACCUGAAGGAACCGAGUUCAUACUGCGCUCCGUUCGAUUACGAUGCAAACGGAGUACCCAUUGCCCCAUGUGGUGCUGUGGCCAACAGCAUGUUCAACGAUUCAUUUACAGUUAUGUAUUAUCCAACAAAUGGGCCAGAAGUGCAAGUUCCACUCUACAGGAAGGGCAUCGCUUGGUACACGGACAAAAACAUCAAGUUCCGUAACCCUCCGACCAACAACACAUUCAAACUCCCACAAGCUUUUGAAGGCACGACUCUGCCCUUAUACUGGCAGCGUCCGGUUUAUGAGCUGGAUGACACAGACCCCAACAACAAUGGCUUCAUAAAUGACGACCUGAUUGUUUGGAUGAGAGAGGCUGCCUUCCCUAAUUUCAAAAAGCUUUAUGGGAUUCUCAAUCGUGCUCAAGGGCCUUUCACUCAAGGGCUGCCUGCUGGCAACUACAGCAUCUCUAUAAUUUACAAUUUUCCUGUCGAGCCCUUUAGAGGUCAGAAGGAGCUGGUGAUCUCCAUGGUGACCUGGUUUGGUGGGCAGAAUUACUUCCUGCCCAUAGCGUACCUGGUGACCAGUGGACUGACCUUGGUGGCAGCUAUCGUACUCACAACGGUGUAUGUGAAAGUGGGCAAGAAGGGCAAGAACAUGGAGGAAUAAACUAAAGGAAGAAGGAAAUGUACAUCAGAAAAGAAUGACAUAAACACUGCACUUCAAGGCACAUUGGAAGCAAUUGAAUUGUACAUAUACAUUGUACAUAUCAGCCUAAUUAUGAGGGAAAAAAAUUGUUUACCAAAACCCAUUUCAUAUGUUUCUAUAAUAAUAUUAAUAGCCUUGUAUACAGUGGCAUUCAAAAAUAUGAGUUCACAUCGAAAGUCUGGGAUUAAAAAUAGAGAGUGUUCAUUUUUCAAUUCAGCUUUUGUUAUGCUUAUAAUUUGUAAUGGAAACAAACAUAUCUGUAUUAAAGUAGAAAAUUGCAAAAUAGAAACAUUUUCACAAGUGAACUUUUGAACCCCACUGUUAUGAUGAAAUGUAAAAACUGGCCAUAUCUCCAGACAGGAAAUGAUAAUGGAUAAGUAUAAUUUCCAGCUGUUUUGAAAUCAUUGCACUGGGCUCUUCUCACAUCUGAUAUGAUCUAAGUUUGGAAUAGCAUACUACUAACUUAUUUAUGCUGUAUGGAGGGCCUAUAUUGUGCAUAGUAUGCAACUUUACUUUCUACAGUGCAUACUCAGUUGACUCACAAUAUUUGUAAAAGUGCCGUAUAAAAAGGGGACACUUGAUCUUC